CGUAGCACGCAUCCUCGAUGCAUUCGAGAACAAAAGCUACUGUUCGGCCGUCUUCCUGGAUGUCAAGCAGGCGUUCGACAGAGUGUGGCAUCCUGGACUCCUCUACAAACUCAAGUCCCACCUUCCCAGUUCACACUAUGCCCUACUCAAAUCGUAUACUGAAGGAAGAGAGUUCCAAGUGCGAUGAGGUUCCUCAACCAGCACGCCAAAGCCCAUACGAGCCGGAGUACCUCAAGCAGCCACCUAUGCAGAUGACACGGCGUUCCUUGCCACUGCAACAAACCCUCAACAGAGGCAACUGGAUGCAUUGGAUCCAUGGCUGAAACGCUGAAACAUCGUGAUCA
Messenger RNA from Drosophila mauritiana, 344 nucleotides. RefSeq lists its product as uncharacterized. The record is from RefSeq and is a predicted model, not a curated record. NCBI's taxonomy places the organism in Eukaryota, Metazoa, Arthropoda, Insecta, Diptera, Drosophilidae. The coding region runs from base 18 to 323 and encodes 101 amino acids. The transcript is spliced from 2 exons.